Molecule: messenger RNA, 804 nt
Organism: Aureobasidium vineae
Lineage: Eukaryota; Fungi; Ascomycota; Dothideomycetes; Dothideales; Saccotheciaceae
Source: the annotation of a GenBank genome assembly
AUGACUCUUGCGGAAGACACAAACAUCGUUUCGACGUUUCUCUCCCACGAGCAAGUACGACUGGAUCCAGUCACAGACAACUCUCAACGCUACGACACCAUUGUGCUUUGCGUCAGCGCCAUCUUUCACUGUGCCGAAACACUCUUCGAAGCCCUUCGACGACAAGGUCCAGAUCUCACGUCCACACUCGUUCUUUGCGGUGGCAUCGGCCACUCGACACCUCACCUCUACGCCGCAGUGGCGAAGAACCCUCGCUAUACCCAUCUCGCUGAACAGAUCAAUGGACUGCCAGAAGCUCAAGUUAUGGAAAAGAUCCUCGAUGCCUGCUUUUCUGGAAGCAAUACCCGAAACUCUGGUGUGAAGGUGCUGGUGGAAGACAAAAGUACCAACUGCGGUGCCAAUGCUACAGAAACGAGAAAGUUGUUGCAGAACAAUGGGUUACUGGUGUCUGGAGGCAAGGUCCUGAUUAUCCAGGAUCCGACGAUGAGUUUGCGGACAAAGAUGUCAUUUGAGAAAGCUUUUGAAGGUGAUGGAGUGGUGUUUGAGGCUUGUCCUACUUUUGUGCCUAUGGUUACAGAGGUGGAGGGCAGAUUGAGGUUCAGGGGUGGUGGAGAUGUCACAGAGGACGAGUUGUGGGAUAUGGACAGAUUUUUGGGAUUGAUNCUUGGGGAGAUUGUUAGAUUGAGAGAUGACGAGUCGGGCUAUGGACCAAGAGGAAAGGGAUUCAUCGGGCACGUCGAUGUGCCUGAUACCGUGCUCGAGGCGUAUGCUAGGCUUGAGGAAUCUGUCCAGGCAAAGAGGUAG